Molecule: messenger RNA, 2047 nt
Organism: Pelobates fuscus (common spadefoot toad)
Lineage: Eukaryota; Metazoa; Chordata; Amphibia; Anura; Pelobatidae
Product: tumor necrosis factor-like
Exons: 4
Coding region: 60-746 (228 amino acids)
Biological process (GO): immune response
Cellular component (GO): membrane
Molecular function (GO): tumor necrosis factor receptor binding
Source: RefSeq, a predicted model, not a curated record
AAUAAACUGGGAGUUCAGAGACAUUGUUAAAGUCAAGAAGCCAACAUAACCCCAGCAGAAUGAAUAACGUAGAAUCCCAAAUGGAGAAUGGACUUUUAGUUGUCCGAGAGAUUAAACCCAAACAGCGUUUCUGCCACUGGCUCGGAAUCUGCUCCUUCGUCCUCUUACUGGUGGCCACCGUCAUCUUGGCCCUUCUGCAUUUCGAGAUUCUCCCAAGACCUGCAAAGAAGGAUGAAAUUGAAAUGCCAGAGUUUGUGGGCAUCAAGACAUUUUUAGAUUCUGUUCCACAAGAAGCUAGAGCACAGACAAGAGUGGCAAACAAGCUGGCCGCCCAUUUGACCGGUGUUAGAAGCAAAAAUGAGAUCUCCUGGAAAGGGGAGUCCCAAAAUUCCUUUUUGGAGAAUGAGAUGAAGCUUAAAAACAAUGCCUUGGUAAUUCCAAAGGAUGGGCUGUACUUCGUAUACACACAAGUCAUCUUCACCGGCUUAUCCUGCGUGGACACAAAUGCUAUCCAGCUGACACACAAAGUCAAUAAAUACAGUGACUCAGAAGGAGACUCUUCGCCCAUCCUCACAUCAACUAAAACAGCCUGUGAGGUACAAUCUAAAUCCGCUUGGUUCCAUCCUAUAUACCAAGGUGGAAUUUUUCAGCUUGACAAAGGAGACGUGCUCUCCACUUCAACCACCGACAUUAAAUAUGUUGAUACAAAUAAUGGGAAGACCUACUUUGGUAUUUUGGCUAUAUAAGAAGAUACAAGGUUUGAAUACACCAGCCAAUGUUUCAUCAUGGUCAGCGGCAUCUGAAAAUACAGGAAAUGGCAAGCCUGGUUCUAGAAGGUUGACGUGGUAGAUGUCAACAAUACGUCUUGGACUUACAAAGCUCUAAAACUGUAGUUUAUAGCUAUUUUCCAUAAUAUUUAUGGGAAUUACAACUUCUACAUCCUCAACGAUCUACUUAGAAAGCAAAGCUGGUGGAAGGUUUGCCAUAGUAUUUUUUCGAUGGAUCAGUUACCAGAUGCCCAAAGAUCACACGAAUGGACAUCCCGAUUGGAAAGUCUUGGAAUCUUGCCCUUACAAUCACAACCAUGACUUUGAUUCAUUUUUUUUACUAUUUAUUUUAUUUUAUUUCAGAUCUGUUACAAAAUCCUCUCUUAUUUUGAGCGAUACUAGCUUUUAAUAUGUAUUUAUUUAUUUAUACUGUUAUUUAUUUAAAUAUUGUUAUAAUGUAACAUGUAGGCAUGUAUUUUUAUUCUAUUUUUUGUAUUUAUAUGUGAGCAGAGGGAGUCUUACGUUUGCAUACAAUGUAUGCUUUUGUUAAUCUUCAUUUUGAAGAGUGGAGAGUAUGCAACCAUUUCAAACUGUUAAUAUGUCAUAUGGAGGUGUGUUCAUUUCAAUAACACAUUUCCCAUUCACCCCAGCGGAAACAAUAAAAAAGACAACGGGCAUUAUUCUCAAACAGGAUUAUUCAUUAAGGUGAGAAUUCAAAGAGAAUUUCAAAUUCAUGGUAAAAAAUUAGACGGACUGGAAUAACUCUCAAAUAUGUCAAAUAUGCUUGCAGUUCAUCUAUCUUGGCCUUAAAUUUAAAUUCACUUUGAAUUCCCAGUUUAGAGAAUAAGACUGAGAGAGUCAAAUACUAGCUGGGGAUGAUGGGAAUUGGAGUGCACUUCCUUGGUCUUAACAUUUCUUUCACUCUUGAAAUAGUCUUUACAAAAAUAAUUCUUUAGAAUUACUAGUUAAUCUCUCAUGAGAUGAGACGAACUUACAAUGAAAGUCCUGCCUCGAAAUUAUGUUGUCAAAUAACACUAGGAGACUCCGUGACCUCUGCUAAUGACCUUGGAACUCAGGGCUUAAAUGUUCUCUCUGUUUUUGGAAUGUAUUUAAAUUUGAAUGUAUUUAAUUUAAUCUCUUUAUGUUUAAACCUCCUAUGGGGGGAAUUAGAUUGAGAAACGGAAAAAUGUUCUCACGUGUAUGUAUUUUAUCAUACAGAUAUAAUAAAUUAUAAAAUGACAUUUUUUUUGUGCAUGCGAUUUUUCUUAUUUUAUAUCAUC